AUGACGGAUAUCCAUCUUGAUCAGACACGGCAAAAGAUACCGCAACCAGUUAAACAAUUGACCUUUGAUGAAUUAAAAGCAUUUCCUUUACCAAAAGCAGUAGAAACAUUACCCACCUCGUAUUUACAAGAUUUCUCAGACAACAAACAACUACUACAAGGGUAUAUUAGACAACUUGAGGCUUACUCAACUAAACAACAGGAAGUUGUCAGGACUUUGCAACAAGCGGAUGAUAUUUUAGAGAAUGUGGUAUACAGUCAAUUGAUCAAGGAUUAUGAAAAAGUGAUUGACAAGAUCAAUCAGCAGAUCAAGAGUAUAAAUAUAAUCUAUCAAGAGUUUAUCAAUCUUGAAACGUAUCAAUACCAGUUAUUGUCGUCCAAUUUCAAUCAGGAUAACUUGAAAGCAAAGUUUAAAAAACUCAUUGAAGAGAACAACCAAGAAAGUUUAGACAUUGUCAAAAAUUUUAAUGACAGAUCGCACGGCAGCGAAAUAUCCGAUGAAAGUUUUGGUACUAUGAUUGAAAAUUUUAAGAACAGCCGGAAGUUGUAUCAUUUUAGAAAGGAGAAAUUGAAUCGUUGGGAAGAAGAAAGAGUCAGUGGGUUUUUAUAA
Messenger RNA from Candida tropicalis MYA-3404, 609 nucleotides. Its product is annotated as ESCRT-I subunit protein. The transcript has a single exon. NCBI's taxonomy places the organism in Eukaryota, Fungi, Ascomycota, Pichiomycetes, Serinales, Debaryomycetaceae. The record is from RefSeq and is a predicted model, not a curated record. The coding region runs from base 1 to 609 and encodes 202 amino acids.